Molecule: messenger RNA, 3969 nt
Organism: Pieris napi
Lineage: Eukaryota; Metazoa; Arthropoda; Insecta; Lepidoptera; Pieridae
Gene: DCX-EMAP
Product: echinoderm microtubule-associated protein-like CG42247
Exons: 20
Coding region: 103-3054 (983 amino acids)
Biological process (GO): microtubule cytoskeleton organization; intracellular signal transduction
Cellular component (GO): mitotic spindle
Molecular function (GO): microtubule binding
Source: RefSeq, a predicted model, not a curated record
CAAAACAUAGCCGGUCGACUCCUUCCAUAACAAACACAUUAAUUUAUUAUUUAUGGUGUGGUUUUUAAUCUGUAAAGUGUAACGUGAAGUCAAUGAAUUACUAUGGCAUCUGCAGAGCCUCCAGGCGGCGUGGUCGCUGAACCAGCACCACCCGAGCCAGCCCCUGCUGCAGAAGAUCACCCGCCCUCUGAUGAUGAAAAGAGUUCAGAAUGGCAUGCAUCUCGCCCGCCAUCCCCUCCACAGAGGCCAGAUGACAUCUCCGAAGGCUCGGAGGCGACGGUUCGUCCUCUCAGGCCAGAACCUGCCAGUCGAUAUGCUAACCUCAACUAUUGGAAAGCAAGGCGCGUGACGUUCUAUCGAAAUGGGGAUCCAUUUCACCCCGGUGUGGAAUUCCGCUUCAAGCCCGGUAGAGAUCUGGUCUCAAUAGACGUCUUAUUAGAUAGAUUAUCUGAAAGAUUGGAGCUGCCGAGGGGUGCACGAUUCAUUUUCGGCAUGGAUGGUGACAGGAAGUACAGGCUUGAAGAGCUAGAGGAUGGCGCGUCCUACGUUGUCUCAUCUUAUAAGACAUUCAAAGCAGCAAGUUACGGAAAGAAGAACGGCAUGUGGUAUGGCGGUACGAGUACAGCCAACAGCGGCUGGUCUCGUGCUGGCACUCGCAAACAAUCCGUAGCAGAGUCUGAUGCCCCACCGCCAGGGGGUGGCAAGCCUUCCAGUGGACGGGUCAUCCGGAUCAUUAAUAAUAUGGACCACUCCAUACAGUGUCGAGUACUUUUGAAUCUGAGGACGACUCAACCCUUUGAAGAGGUACUCGAAGAUUUGGGACAAGUGUUAAAAAUGAGUGGGGCUAAAAGAAUGUACACGGUGAAUGGACAAGAGGUACGAAGUUUCUCGCAAUUACGAAACGAAUUUGCUGAGGUCGAGACGUUUUACUUAGGCACUCUUAUUGUGCCGCCAUCUUUGAGUCCAGGUGUGGCAGCUCUACCUAUAGAAUCACCCAUCAGGAGAUCACGUUCAAGAGCCAACGUAGCAGCACUGCCAAUUUCAGAAGAUACUCGUGGAAGACGAGCUCGCAGUAAGAGUAGACCACGAAUACUGUAUGCACCUGAAGGAGAAAUUAUACGCAAUACCGAUUACACUCUUUUGGAAGUUUUAAAGGAGGAGCCAAUUCGGGUAACGAUACGGGGGCUUCGACGAACAUUCUACCCGCCCAUUCACCACCCACCGAUUGACAAUUCACCCCCGGACAAGAAAUUACAACUCGAUUGGGUUUACGGAUACCGAGGAGCCGAUUCCAGAAAAAAUCUUUGGGUUCUACCCACUGGAGAACUGUUAUACUAUGUCGCAGCUAUUGCAGUAAUGUAUGACAGGGACGAAGAAUCCCAAAGGCAUUAUAUGGGACACACAGAAGAUAUUCAAUGUAUGGAAUUACACCCGUCCCGAGAGCUCGUAGCUAGCGGCCAGAAGGCAGGGCGCGGUCGUCGUGCACAAGCUCAUGUGCGAAUAUGGAGUACUGACACCUUGCAGACUUUACACGUCUUUGGGAUGGCGGAGUUUGAAGCUGGCGUGUCUGCGGUGGCUUUUUCUCAGCUGAAUGGAGGAAGCUACGUCAUGGCUGUAGACAGUGGUCGCGAGAGUAUUCUUUCCGUGUGGCAGUGGCAAUGGGGACAUCUUCUUGGGAAAGUUGCUACGCUGCAAGAAGAACUCACGGGGGCAGCUUUUCAUCCCCUGGAUGACAAUUUGCUAAUCACACACGGUAAAGGUCAUCUUGCGUUUUGGAAUCGACGUAAAGAUGGAUUCUUCGAACGGACGGACAUUAUCAAACCUCCUUCAAGAACUCACGUGACAGCUCUUCAAUUCGAACAAGAUGGCGAUGUUGUGACUGCCGAUAGUGAUGGUUUUAUCACAAUUUAUAGUGUCGAUAGUGAUGGGGCUUACUUCGUUCGAAUGGAGUUUGAGGCACAUAUAAAAGGCAUCAGCUCGUUAGUAAUGCUCUCUGAAGGUACUCUCAUUUCGGGAGGUGAAAGAGAUAGAAAGAUCGCAGCCUGGGACUCUCUGCAGAAUUACAAGAGGAUAACGGAAACAAAGCUUCCAGAUACAGCGGGUGGGGUUCGAAGUAUCUACCCACAGCGACCUGGCAGAAAUGAUGGCAACCUUUAUGUAGGGACAACUAGGAACAAUAUUAUGGAAGGGUCUUUACAACGGAGGUUUAAUCAAAUAGUCUUCGGGCAUCACAAGCAGCUAAUGGGUGUAGCAGUUCACCCUGAUGACGAAAUGUUCGCUACGGCGGGGAAUGACAAGAGCAUAGCACUGUGGAAAGGGCACAAACUUGUAUUUGCUACCCAGGUGGGUUACGAAUGCGUUUCCUUAACCUGGCACUCGGGAGGCGGAGCUCUCGCAGCUGGAAGCACUGAGGGUCACCUAAUUGUAUUGAAUGCGGAUGCAGGUGCACCAGUGUGUACUGUCAGAGUCUGUGGAUCCCCACUCAACUGUUUGCAGUAUAAUACAGCUGGCGAUGUAUUAGCAAUAGGCUCCCAAAACGGCAGUAUUUACUUGUUCCGCGUGUCCCGAGAUGGCUUUUCUUAUAAGAAGUGGAAUAAAAUUCGCGGAGCACAACCAUUAGUUCACCUCGACUGGAGUCUUGACGGGAACUACUUACAAACUGUUACAGCUGAUUAUGAUUUAGCUUUUUGGGACAUAAAAGCCUUAUCACCAGAAAAGAGUCCAAUGGCCAUGAAAGAUGUCAAGUGGUCGACUUAUAACUCAACUGUUGGCUUCCUAGUAUCAGGAAUGUGGAACAAUCGUUUCUACCCGAUGACGUCAUUAAUAACUGCUUCGAGCAGAUCCUCGGCUCACGAUCUUCUUAUAAGCGGGGACUCUGAUGGAUAUCUACGUUUGUUCAGAUACCCGUGUGCUAGUGCAAAGGCGGAGUACAAUGAAGUCAAAGUGUAUUCAGGGGCUGUCCUUUCCUCUCGCUUUAUGUUCAACGACCGUUGUUUAGUGUCCUCUGGUGGUAGCGAGGCUGCUUUGAUGUUAUGGGAGCUGGUGGAAGACUAGCGCCGACCUCGGGCACCUCCAGCCCUUAUAGUGGAACCUCCCACACCCUCGCCACAAGCAUUUCACGUUCUAGACUUUGACGGACUUGACUGAAGCAUUUUCAAAUUUCGAAUGGUGAUUCGAAUUGGAAUAUAGAAAACAUACUGUGUCUAAGAAUCGAAUUUUGAAACUUGAUUUUGAAAGCACUCAAGUUUGAAUGGCGAAUGGAUUUUGGAUUGAAGUUUUACAAAAUUGGCAUUGGCUGAAGAUGCGUAAUCGACAAAUGAUGCGUUAUAUAAUGUGAGAUAGUAAGAGACUUCGAAUCGGGAUUAUAGAAUAUGGAGGUGCCUAGACUAUUUAGAAUUGAAUUACAGUUGGUUCUGGAUAAGGAAUUUUGUUUGAAGUCUGUUAAUACUUACUCUAUUCAGGAUUUUUGUAAGUUUCUACAUAUUUCCUAUGCAGUCAAAUUCAACUACAGAUAACUGUUACUGAAAGUAAUAAAAGUAAUGAAUGUCCGCAUAAUUUUAUAUAUUUGUAGUGAAGCAAAAUAAAUAUGUGAAAGAAAUAUUGCAGAAUAAAAUUUAUAUUUUUAUUUACAUAGAUUAUCUAAUAAAUUAAAACAAACGGUUCAAUUUUAGGUUUAGCUUAGCACGGCUUUGAGUUAUUAUGAUAUAAGAGUUAAUAUAGAUAUAGGCACAGUAUUCACUGCCAUUCCUGUAUAAAUUAUUCACUAACGUAGACACAACACUAAAUUAUUGUAAAUUAUAACAAGAACAAUUGUUCUAUGGUCAUAAAUCAUUCCCGAUUGGGACUUGCACUAUAUUUAAGCAAGUUUAUUGAAUACUUGCAAAACCGACCAGUCAAUUGAGAAUAUAAAAUUAGAAACAGAAGACAAAAUAUUGCGUUUGAUUUAAAUUCACUCAACGCGUAAACAGG